UUUUAACGGACUUUUCCCCCUCACCGAAAAGAAAAGUUGCUGUGCAUUAAAGUGCUAAGGGGGAAUGUAUUUUUCGUUUUAAAACCGUUGCGCAGAUGUAAUCGGAACGUCGGGUUAAGAACACACUGAACGCAGAGCACCUCAUAUGAUAAAUAGCGUAAAUGUUACUAAUAGUGUCGUUGUAUUUGCUGUUCGUAUCGAUCAUUUUUAUUGUGAAUUGAGAGUUCAUUUGUAACUGAAAAUGUCGCGCCACAACUACACGAAUCCAGCAUUUUGUCAACAAAGUGAGUUUUCACCCGAAAAGCUAAAGUUAGUUAAUGCUAGAAGUGCGUAUAAUUCACCAGCUAAAAUCCAACGGAGCGAACUGACCAGAUCGUACAAUCGUAUCAGUUCAUCAUUAGUGCGACAAAGCAGUUUCGCAUAUCAUGGAACAGAAAGGCUUCGUCAAAGUGUGUUACCCCCUAAACCAGGACCAAAACCAGGUGGAGCGCGCAUGGUUGAUCAAUAUGCCUCCAAUACAUCCAUUCCCGGAACACGAUAUGGAUCGUUAGCCUCGGCAUUGGAUACUUCAAACUGCAGCAAACAGCCCUCCGGACGAUAUGCUUUGGUUCCGGUCGAAGAAAUACCCUCAAACGACAAGGGCAAAUACGUCAUUUUGCCAGUUGAACACUCUAUGUUAAAAUCUUCUACCAGAGUUAUCAAAAGCCAGGAGAACCUAGAUCGCUAUUCGAGUACAUCCGAGCUGAACGACGAUCCGAUAAAUUUAUCCGAUCAAUUUUGCAGUUUACCGCCGACGUCGUCGCCUCCGAUACCACUCACUCAAAAUAAACUCAAAAAUGCGUUCUCGUCAGAUUUUGGCAGCAAAUCAUUUGUUUUGUAUGACCAAAAAAGUAAUCAACGGUACGAAGUGGUUCCUACCGAAGAUAAUGAGGAACUUGUUGAUCCCAAUCACGAAAUUAUUCAAAUGCACAAUGGAAGAGCGCAUCGCUACGCCGUAAUUCCCGCAGAAGAUUAUGAAACCUGCCUUUCUGAAGAGUCAAACGAAGCGUUUAAACAACCACCGGCUCCACCUUCACAAAGGGACAGCAUGCGCGAUAACUUUAAAAAAUCGCAGCAUAAUUUAACACCACAGAAAUUUGUUUCAACCGAUACAUCAUCACCAAAGAGGAAUGCUUUAGCAACUCAAAUGUUGCACGAACUUCUCAGUACACCACGUCGAACCGAUUGCACACCAAGUAGCUCACCUCAACGACUCGAAGCACAUCCAAAAGUUAUCGCCAGCACACCUAAACGGAAUGAAUUUAAGCCACAAAAGCUGCUGUACGACCCUUACACACUGCAGCAGAAGGCACGCGCUCAACAGCAGCAACUUGAAUAUGAGGCAGCUGCGCGAACGACAGCUGUUAUUACGCCUCGGCUCAAUGUGAAUGGUAAUGGCAUUUACGGUGAAACAACUACAUCACAGGAUCAUAUGGACAAGUCCUGGCAAAACGCUAGUUUCCAGAAGAUAGCUCAUGCCUCAGCAACAAUAGGCGCAGUGUCGCUCAUGUUAAUUCUUUGCGGAUUUAUGAACUCUGGACUAAGCCUUUACUUUACGUCAAAAAUUGGGCGAGAAUAUUAUCUGGAUGUAACGAUCUUUGCCGGUUUCGCAUCGAUUGCAUUAGGAAUACUGGGUUUUAAAUCAAGGCGGUGUGACUGGUUACCGAAUCGGAAUUAUAUAUCAGGUUACAUCCUAGUGACAGUAUUCUCGCUGCUCAACUGCUGUGCUCAGCUAAUGUUGAUGACCAUGCAUCCAUUUCCGGGAACACCAUUACACGAUGUAACUACAGGAAUCAUACUAGGAUUAUCAUCAUUAACCUUACUGCUCAUAAGUUUGGGUAUCGUCACUUCACGUUGGUGCCGAGCUCCUCCACCAGAUAAUCGGGUAGCAGUAUGCUAA
This is a messenger RNA of Topomyia yanbarensis, 1939 nucleotides long. RefSeq lists its product as uncharacterized. The record is from RefSeq and is a predicted model, not a curated record. Lineage: Eukaryota; Metazoa; Arthropoda; Insecta; Diptera; Culicidae. Bases 242 to 1939 code for a protein of 565 amino acids. The transcript is spliced from 2 exons.